Messenger RNA from Magallana angulata, 1482 nucleotides. Its product is annotated as ras-related and estrogen-regulated growth inhibitor-like. The transcript has 4 exons. The record is from RefSeq and is a predicted model, not a curated record. The coding region runs from base 482 to 1030 and encodes 182 amino acids. NCBI's taxonomy places the organism in Eukaryota, Metazoa, Mollusca, Bivalvia, Ostreida, Ostreidae. Gene Ontology annotation, molecular function: GTP binding; GTPase activity.
GGAAAUUACAUCGGGGAACAAAUCAAUCAACUUUAAACUCGACUUCUCGCGAGAUUUCUGUUUUAUCUGAAACUGGUUGUAUAUUUAGUUGUUUGGAGAUGUCUGUGUUCUACAUGCCAAAAUGUCCGUCUUUCUCACCCUUUUCUGAAUCAUUGUAAGCAGACAGAUCUAUGUAUACAGCUAUCUGCCGCGUAAUGUAUUUAAAUUCCGAGUAAUGAAAGGGUUUAUGGAUAUACAUAAAAACUACUGGUAUAUUCUUUCAAAUAAUAAUAAAUACUGUUCUUUAUAUGCUGAAAAUAUACAUUAUUUCGUAUACAUUUUUUUCUACCGAGGAAUCAUUCUAAUUCGUAUUGGGCCAAUUUCCUUAGAUUGUCAAUUUUUCGAAAAGUUCGUUGUGAAGUUAUUUCGCAGAUGUACUUGUUUGUAUAUGAAUUUUGCAAUGAAUCCGGAAUAAUAUUUGUUGGCAUUUGUGGUCCGGUACAUGACAAAGCGAUACAUAGGGGACUACGAUAGGAACAAAGAGAUGCUCUAUAAUCAUAUAAUACCAUCGCCACGUGAUGACGUCACACUGGAAAUCAUCGACACGGCAGCCAAUGACAGCACAGAACACAAGGAGAACCACAUCAAAUGGGGCGACGGGUUCGUGUUCAUCUACUCCAUCACAGACAAGUCAAGUUAUGAGUACGCGUGCACUCUCAAAGACAUGCUGGUCAAACAAAGGGGUCAGGAGAUCCCAGCUGUAGUGAUUGCGAACAAAUGUGACCUGUUGUCUGUGAGGAAAGUCAGUGACAGUGAAGGGACUACUUUGGCGGAGCAACUGAACUGUCCGAAGUUCGACGUCUCAGUGGCGGAUGGAUAUAGCGGUGUUUCGGAAGCCAUGGAUGAACUCGUUAUUCAGUUGAAGCGGGAGUUUGUGAAACAUUGUUCUCAGGCAGCCGUGGUGGCUAAUGAUAAGACAAAAUCUAAGCUGUUUACUUUCAAGAAAGGGUUCAAGAAAAGAAUAAGUCGAAGCCAUAGCGACACCGUCUGAAUUGAUGCAUGCAUAUUCACUUUGGAUCAUUUUAAAAGUGUAAAUUCAGAUUGUGCCAGCAUUCACUGUUACUAGAUUGGAACUCCCGACUGUUUGUAUUUUUCGGAGUUCACUUAAUCCACGGUAUUGCGUGAACAUAUACAUGUGCUAUACCUACACACAAUGAAAUAUGCACAUCAUUCUGCCGAAAAGGUUCAUUUCACUGUUUCAGCAGCUAUUUAAUAUCAUAUACUAGAGUUGUUUGCCUGAAAACAUAUUAUAUUUAUGCUACAUGUACAAUCUAUAUUUAAUAAAUUUCCAGAAGCGGAUAACGCGCGCUGAGGUUUGCUUGUAUGAAACAGAAUCGGUGGAAACAUUAUAGUCUUUGAAAACGUCAUUGCAAAAGUGUGAUAGCAAGAUAUUGCAUACUUAUGCAUGUACAUAAUUUUUAUUAAAAUAAAUCAUUAUCUUUC